AUGAGUAAAGAUAGUCACAGUCUAUUUGAAGAAAAUUCUCGUAGACAUCAUUCAUUCAUCUCUUUACCAAUCCGAUUCGAAUCUCAUAAAGUUACUAAUGGUACUCGAUUAGUUUCACCAUCAAGAGGAUCUAAAAUAUCAAAGAAUACUAAAUAUACAUCAGCUCGAUCAACACGAGAUUUGACUUCAUUAAACCAUAAAAAAACUAAAUAUGUACAAUUGUAUAAGCCAAUUUAUAGAGCUCGAUGUAGUAAAACUAUCAACGGACAAUUUUUUUAUGAUGAAGGUGAUGAAUUUGAAUUAAUUAAGAAAAUUGAUGAAAAAUACUUACGUGUUAUUCAUUUACGUACAAAUACUGAAUCUACAAUACAUAAAAAACGUUUACGGCUUGAUUCUAAAACACCAUUACGUUUACAUAAUGCUGAUCGAGGUGUUAUACAACGAUGCUUAUUACAAUAUAAUGUACCUGGUGCUUAUCUCAUACGUCGAAGUAAUACUGAAUCUAAUGCAUUUGUUUUAAGUAUAUCUCAAAUAUCGAAUCAAAGAAAUGCUGAAGAUUGGCAUUAUUUAAUAUGUAUUGAUCCAUUAAAUCAUUGUUUUUAUUUUGCACAAGAAUCAAAAUUAAAUCAUAUGUUUUUUAGUUCAUUUCGAGAACUUAUUCAUGAUCAAAAUGUUCUGAAUGUCGUACCAUUAUCAAUAAUAUUACCAUUUCGAAUUGAAUUUGAAGAGGAUCUAUGGCAUAUUCCAAUACGUCAUUUAACACUGGAGUAUCGUAUAGGUGAAGGUGAAUUUGGAGAAGUGUGGCAUGCAUUGUGGCAAAAUGGUAAUCGUACAAUACCGGUUGCAGUUAAAAAAUUACAUCCAUUACGACAUGAUAAAUCAACAAUAGAUAGUUUUAUUCGUGAAAUUGAAACACUGAAAGCAUUAAGAAAUAAUUAUAUUGUUGCUCUAUAUGGUGUUGCACAAAAUUUCCUAACAAAUGAAACACUAGUUGUAACAGAGUUAAUAAAAGAUGGAGAUUUAAAAAAUUGGUUGAAAUCUUGUACAAAUGUACUUGAUGAAAAUACUGUUGUUUCAUUUGCAUAUGAUAUAUGUCGUGGAAUGUCAUUUCUUGAACAAAAAUUACGUGUACAUCGAGACUUAUCUUGUAGAAAUCUCUUAAUAAGUGCUAAAGGAAAUACAAUUAAAAUAGCUGAUUUUGGUUUUUCGACAUUUGUGAAUAAAGAUGAUUUUGUACAACGUAAAGAAGCUUAUUUUCAAAAAAUACCUAUUCGUUGGACAGCUCCAGAGGUACUUGAUAAUGAAACUGCUUAUUCAAUAAAAUCUGAUGUUUGGUCAUUUGGUAUUGUAUUAAUUGAAAUUUGGCUAAAAGGUGAUGAUCCUUAUCAAGAUGAAAAAGAAUUUGCUUCAAUACGAGCACUUGUACUUAGUGGAUAUGUUCAUAAAAAACCUUUGAAAUGUUCAAAUCAAUUUUAUAAUCGAUUAAUUUUUCCAUGUUUAUGUUAUGAACCAAAUCAACGACCCAAUUUUCAAUCAUUAGUAGAACUUUUAAGUCAAUGGCAUCAAUUAAAAGCUGAAUAUGAACGUUUAAAUUGUCCAUAUGUGAAAUUUUCUUCAUAG
Rotaria sp. Silwood1 is the source of this 1620-nucleotide messenger RNA. The record is from the annotation of a GenBank genome assembly. Lineage: Eukaryota; Metazoa; Rotifera; Eurotatoria; Philodinida; Philodinidae.